Molecule: messenger RNA, 1178 nt
Organism: Corylus avellana
Lineage: Eukaryota; Viridiplantae; Streptophyta; Magnoliopsida; Fagales; Betulaceae
Product: SPFH/Band 7/PHB domain-containing membrane-associated protein family
Source: RefSeq, a predicted model, not a curated record
CUUUCUCCGCCCCGCGUCCUUUAAAACAGAGAGAGACAGAGUUUGAGAGAGAGAGAGAGGGAGAUGGGAAACGCUUUCUGUAUAUUCUGUGGUUGCGUGGACCAGGCGAGCAUAGGGGUGGUGGAGAGGUGGGGCCGCUUCGAGAAGUUGGCUGAGCCCGGACUCCACUUCUUCAACCCCUUCGCCGGCGAAUGCCUCGCCGGUGUCCUAUCCACAAGGAUCAACUCCCUCGAUGUCCGCAUCGAGACCAAAACCAAGGACAAUGUCUUUGUACAAUUGCUUUGCUCUAUUCAAUACCGAAUUGUCAAAAGAAAUGCUGAUGAUGCAUUCUAUGAGUUGCAAAACCCCAAAGAGCAGAUCCAGGCUUAUGUGUUUGAUGUGGUUCGAGCUAUUGUUCCAAGAAUGACGUUGGAUGAACUCUUUGAACAAAAGGGUGAGGUUGCUAAAUCUGUCCUGGAGGAACUUGAGAAGGUGAUGGGAGCCUAUGGAUUUAGCAUAGAGCACAUAUUAAUGGUUGACAUAAUACCUGAUCCCUCUGUACGCAAGGCAAUGAAUGAGAUUAAUGCAGCUCAGAGACUUCAGCUUGCUAGUGUGUACAAGGGAGAAGCAGAGAAGGUGCUUCAAGUGAAGAAAGCAGAAGGUGAAGCCGAAGCCAAAUACCUAGGCGGGGUUGGUGUGGCCAGGCAGAGGCAGGCAAUCACAGAUGGGUUGAGAGAGAACAUCUUGAACUUCUCCCACAAGGUGGAGGGCACCUCAUCAAAGGAAGUGAUGGAUCUGAUCAUGAUCACUCAAUACUUCGACACGAUUAAAGACCUAGGCAACUCUUCCAAGAACACUACUGUGUUUAUUCCUCAUGGCCCUGGUCAUGUUAGGGACAUCGGUGAUCAGAUACGCAACGGUAUGAUGGAGGCAGCCAGUGCUCAGGUAAAGGACGAAUAAACAUUUUGCUGCCUACACCUUUCUUCCAAACUUAUCUCCCUUUUUAUGAUUUCACAAUGAAAAUACUUGGUUUUCUUUUUGUGGAAUUUUGAACGAACGGAGGGGUGUUUAUAGUAGAGAUAUGCUAAUCCAGUGCCACUAUAUGGCCCGAUGGUAUUGUGCUUGCAUGCUGUCCUAACCGUUGUUAAAUACAAACUGUCUUUCCUAUUCAAAAGAAGUAAAGCUUCUAUUUUCCCUUC